Messenger RNA from Peromyscus californicus insignis, 1446 nucleotides. It is a transcript of the gene Cimip4, whose product is annotated as testis expressed 33. Lineage: Eukaryota; Metazoa; Chordata; Mammalia; Rodentia; Cricetidae. The transcript has 6 exons. Bases 172 to 927 code for a protein of 251 amino acids. The record is from RefSeq and is a predicted model, not a curated record.
UCCAUCGCCCCCUGGAGUUUUCAUUUUCCUUUUCCCCAUGCAGAGUUGCUUGUGAGUACCAGGUGCCCAGGCUGCAGCUGCACGCAUCUUCCCAGCCUCCUUGGCCAGUGCCUCCAGGACCUUCCUCUUCAGGGCCAAGCUCAGAAACUGCGGGUCUCAGAGCCAGAAUCCAUGGAGCUGGGCCACCGACCAGGUACGACCACUUUGACAAGGACCCACCCAAACAACAAGGAGGGCCGGCAGGACAUGGACUCCUCAAGAGCGGCCCAUGGCAACUUGGACAGCUCCAAACUCAAGCACCAUCCAGGGCUCUCCCAGAGCCCUCGAGGCAGCCCCCUGAGCCAGGGCCACUUGGAGAUGCCACCUCCGCCCCCAACUCCUGCCAGCAGGACUUCUCUGGCCACGGGCUCACAGCCUGAGGACCUGAAGAAGGGCUCAUCUAGAUCCAGCUUGAGAGAAGCCAGGGAGAGCUCAGAGCAGAGGACAGUGCCUCUGAGCCAGAAGGACAGUGUCAUUCCUGAAAACAUCCGCCACAAGUUUGGGAGCAAGGUGGUGGACCGUCUGAUCUCCGAGGAACAGGCUCGAAGGGCCAUUGGUGAAAUCUUUGAGGGCCAGAAGAGGUCAAGCUCGUGGCCCAGCAGGACCCAGAGCCCUGUACAAGUCUCCUCCAUCUUCGCAGACUACUAUGACCUGGGCUACCACAUGCGGUCCAACUUGUUCCAAGGCCCACCCCAGGAGACAAAGAGCCUCAUGAAGGCUUCCUACACGCCAGAGGUGAUUGAGAAAUCAGUGAGGGAUGUAGAACACUGGCAUGGCAGGAAGACGGAUGAGCUGGGACGGUGGCACCGGAAAAAUGCUAUGAAUAUGAACUUGCAGAAAGCGCUGGAAGAGAAAUAUGGGGAAAGGAGCAAAUCCAAGAGCAAGUAGUUGGAGGGACAUUGGAAGGAAGCUCAAGGAGAGUGCUGCCAAUAAAGAAAGGCCCGGGUCUGAGCCCUGCCUCCGUGUGCCGCUUCGCUCUGUGCCGGGAUGGGAACCCAUGUGUGGGGCUGAAGGAACAACUGGGGAAGACAGAUGCUCUGAGCAGCUAGGAUUCCUGGACCCCCUUUCCAUGCCUUCCUCUAUGACCUCAGGAAGAGUUGGGGGAGUUGAGCCAGUGUGCCCUGGGUCACAGGUCCUCUACUGGACACUGUCGGGUUGUCCCCUUCAUGUGACCCCUAGCUGAUUUCACCUGUUUCUAGAUGUCUGUUCCUCUCACACGAACCCACAGACUUCAGAGGAAUUGGCCACGUCAUCCACCUCAUCUAACCCAGGAGUAGAUCUUAUGAUUCUCCCAUAUGCACAAAGUGAUUGGUUCAGAAAUGGGCACGUGGCUCAGUUUAGGCCAGUGACAUGGGUGACAAAGUACAGGUGUGAGAUGUUGCCUAGUAAACACUUUUCUGAGCUGGA